This is a messenger RNA of Trichomonas vaginalis G3, 654 nucleotides long. Its product is annotated as tubby c-terminal domain-like family. The record is from RefSeq and is a predicted model, not a curated record. The transcript has a single exon. Bases 1 to 654 code for a protein of 217 amino acids. NCBI's taxonomy places the organism in Eukaryota, Parabasalia, Trichomonadida, Trichomonadidae.
AUGUACAAUCAAAAGACUAACUUCACAACUGAUGAACUUAUGCAGCCAAUUCCAAAAGGUUCAACGUUCAAUGGAAUAUUUACCAGAAGAGAAAAAACAAAACUUACCACUCAUCAAUUUUAUCUUUACUCACAAGACGCAGAAAAUCUUCUAUUAUCAUCUACAAACAUAGGACCAACGAGACAUUUUGUAAUAUCUACUAGUGCUAAUGAAAUUAAAGAAGGCUCUGAAUUCCAUAUUGCUUCAUCUGAAAUUUCAGGCUAUACAUAUAACUUUACUGAUGUUAAUCAUAAGCCAAUCCUCGAAGUUACUUAUAAAUCAUUCACAGAAAAGAAAACAGGAAUUAGAAAAUUAGAAAUUAAAAUGUUUAACAAAAAUCAUGAGCCAAUUGAAGAAGAGAGUGAACAAGUAAUACAACGAAUGCCUCAUAAGGUUAAUAAUCAAUAUUCUAUGGUUUUCCCUUCAAUUCCAAUUUCAGGUAUGUGUGGGAAACAGUCAGAAAAGAAUUUAAUACUUGAAUACAAGGAUGAAAUAUGUUUUAUAUUCGAAAAGACAGAAGAAGAUGAAUUUUAUCUUGCAAUUCGAUAUCCUUUAAACAUUGUUCAAGGUUUUUGCAUUGCACUCACAGCAAUGUCGAAAUUCGCUACUGAAUAG